Loxodonta africana (African savanna elephant) is the source of this 1709-nucleotide messenger RNA. It is a transcript of the gene TMED1, whose product is annotated as transmembrane p24 trafficking protein 1. The record is from RefSeq and is a predicted model, not a curated record. Gene Ontology annotation, biological process: intracellular protein transport; Golgi organization; endoplasmic reticulum to Golgi vesicle-mediated transport. Lineage: Eukaryota; Metazoa; Chordata; Mammalia; Proboscidea; Elephantidae. Bases 346 to 1044 code for a protein of 232 amino acids. The transcript is spliced from 4 exons. Gene Ontology annotation, cellular component: COPII-coated ER to Golgi transport vesicle; endoplasmic reticulum-Golgi intermediate compartment; Golgi apparatus.
CACAGGGCGGUGCUUCAGAAGGACCCGGUAGCCUCCGCAUUAGUUGUCUUAACCUUUGAGAAGGAUGGGCCACCCACAUGGCAGUUAUUUUUUAUCAUUUUCUUCCACCAGAAAUUCAGAUUAUGCCUGGAGUUCUUCCAGAAAAAGUCUCUAGGAGUUUGUUUUCAGACGCAUCAGGCACUCAUCCGGGCAACUGGUCAAUCAGGGGGUCCUUUACUCCUGGCUCUGCAGGUUUAGGACAACGGGCAGAAGAGGCGGCCAAUCAGCUCCAUUGAGUAGCAGAAGGGCAGGGCUAGCCCUUAAAGGAGACGCGACCCGUUAGCAGACCGGAGGGUGACCUGGAUCAUGGCGGCCGGCGCGGCCCUAACCCUGGCCCUGUGGCUACUACUGCCGUCAGUGGGGGUUGGAUGGGCGGGCCCCCCGCCGAUCCAGGACGGUGAGUUCACGUUCCUGUUGCCCGCGGGGAGGAAGCAGUGUUUCUACCAGUCCGCACCGGCUAACGCAAGCCUCGAGACCGAGUACCAGGUGAUCGGUGGUGCUGGGCUGGACGUGGACUUCUCCCUGGAGAGCCCUCAGGGUGCGUUGCUGGUCAGCGAGUCCCGCAAGGCAGAUGGGGUGCACACGGUGGAGCCCACGGAGGCUGGGGACUACAAACUGUGCUUCGACAACUCCUUCAGCACUAUCUCUGAGAAGCUGGUGUUCUUUGAACUCAUCUUCGACAGUCUGCAGGACGAUGAGGAGGUCGAGGGCUGGGCUGAGACCUUGGGCUGGCCCGAUGCUGUGGAGCCAGAGGAGAUGCUGGAUGUCAAGAUGGAGGACAUCAAGGAGUCUAUCGAGACCAUGAGGACCCGGCUGGAGCGCAGCAUCCAGAUGCUGACCCUGCUGCGGGCCUUUGAGGCGCGCGACCGCAACCUGCAGGAGGGCAACCUGGAGCGGGUCAACUUCUGGUCAGCCAUCAACGUGGCCGUGCUGCUGUUGGUGGCUGUGCUGCAGGUCUGCACGCUCAAGCGCUUCUUCCAGGACAAGCGCCCGGUGCCCACGUAGCCCCUGCCCCAGAACCAGAGCUUCAAACCAGUUUGAGCUGGUUCAGUCAUGGCCAAUGUAGUGAAACAGGACAGACCCAAAGUUUUACAAUUUGGCAGAUUCGGCAUGGUACCCAGAAAUGGGAAAAAUUACGGGUCAAAACCUUAGAAUGGAAGGCUGAGAAGAAGGUGUAGUGAGCCCUUUCAGGAACCUGAUGCAUGAGACUGGAUUACUGGCAGGACUGUAGGAGAGCGACACACAUUCAAAGAGGUGCGGUCUGCUGAUUUCCUUGAGCAGGGCGCUGCCAUCUUUGAGUGGGGCAGCCCUGCUUUGGACUGUGCUCAAAAUCCAAGGGCAAGAGAUUUGGUUGCCAUGCAACAUGUACACUGCCCUUGUUCUCUAAGCCAAGAUUUAAGUUUCUAGCAGGGCUUUGACCCGUAAUUUUUUUUUCCUGUUCCGGCUAUCUUUCCGGUUCACCCUAACUUUAAAAAUUCGGGUCUUUUCUGGUGAUGCGUCCUCAGCCAUGAUUGAACUGGGCAGAACUGGUUCGAAGCCCUACCCAGAGCAAAUGCCAGGGGAGAGGAGGGCAGAGGGGUAUGAGACUUAGGGGUCCCUUCCCCAGCUUCGUGUGCCUCCUCACUUGUGAGGCUGAACAGGGAAAAUCCGCUGGCUUGCGGGCCUCAGCC